Molecule: messenger RNA, 831 nt
Organism: Oryza brachyantha (malo sina)
Lineage: Eukaryota; Viridiplantae; Streptophyta; Magnoliopsida; Poales; Poaceae
Product: non-specific lipid-transfer protein 2B
Exons: 2
Coding region: 110-463 (117 amino acids)
Biological process (GO): lipid transport
Cellular component (GO): membrane
Molecular function (GO): lipid binding
Source: RefSeq, a predicted model, not a curated record
CAGAACCACACGAGCAGAUAGCAAUUGUAGUGAUCAGGCCAGCAAGUAGCCAACUAGUCAGCUGAGGUACGUGUAGCAGCGCAGCACAUACGUACGUAUCAAGGUCGAGAUGGCUCGUGCACAGCUGGUGCUUGUCGCCCUGAUGGCAGCCCUCCUCCUGGCGGGCCCGCACGCCACCAUGGCCGCCAUCAGCUGCGGCCAGGUCAACUCCGCCGUCGGCCCCUGCCUCAGCUACGCCCGCGGCGGCGCCGGCCCCUCCUCGGCCUGCUGCAGCGGCGUCAGGAGCCUCAGCUCCGCCGCCAGCACCACCGCCGACAGGCGCACCGCCUGCAACUGCCUCAAGAACGCCGCCGGCAGCAUCAGCGGUCUCAACGCCGGCAAUGCCGCCAGCAUCCCCUCCAAGUGCGGCGUCAGCAUUCCCUACACCAUCAGCACCUCCAUCGACUGCUCCAGAGUGAGCUGAGCUACAGGCCGGAGGAUCGAUGAUCAAUAUAUAUAAUGUGGAACCGAUCGAGAUCUGUAUCUGAUGUUAUCUAUGGUAUGCUGAAUAAAAUGAGAGCUAGCUAGGUCGAUGGACAUAUGCAUGCAUGGUUGAUCGGCCGGUCACGCUUGUCGUACGUCCGUCGUUGUUUGUGUCAUCGAUGAUCGGCAUGAUCAGUUUCCAUUGUGUUCGUCGUUUGAGGACUGCAUGAGAGCUAGAGAUCAGUUUGUACAAUGUCUAUGUACUUCUAACUUCUGCAUGUAUGUACGUACUACUUGUACUACGUGCGUGUACGUUGUGGAUUAUACAUUACAUACAGCUCUUUUUGUUAUACAUAUUUAUUUACUACA